GAAUAAGGUGGAAGUUCAAGAUCAGAAUCUUUUAAGCAAAGUUUAUAAUGGCAGAUUAUAAUUCUUUACCAUCUCCAAUGGAGAAUUCAAGAAAAACCUCUUCUUUUUUUGGUUCACCAAGGUUGUUUACUUGUUUUGCUGCUAAGGGGUUUCCAGAUACUGAGUCUAUUAUGAGUCCUACUUCAAUUCUUGAUAGUAAGCCUUUCACUGUUUUGAGAAACCCCUUUUGGUCUGAUCCAAAAUCUCCUAAACCAGAAAGUAGAGUUCAUUUUCAGAAACUUGACUCAAAAGGGGUUGGUCUUGGUCUUGUUGAUGCUCUGAUUGGUGAAAAAUCUGAUUCUAAAGAAGUGAAUUCUGUUAGUAGAAUGGUUGUUCUUGGUUCACAAUUGAAGAUUCAGAUCCCUACAUUGCCUUCUUUUAAUUACCCUACUGAUUCACCACCUUCACCUGGUGAUUUUGGUAUCAAGACUAGAAAUUCUCAGUUAGGUUCUUUCUCUCCUGGCUUUUCACCAUCUCCUGUGAAGAAAUCUCCAUUUGGUUCCUCAAAUUCUAACAUAGAUAUCCCAAAUUCACCAGGGGCUUUUAGUAGUCUCUCUGCUGCUGAAAUGGAGCUUUCUGAGGAGUAUACUUGUGUAAUUUCAUAUGGUCCAAAUCCAAGAACAACUCAUAUAUUUGAUGAUUGUAUUCUUGAAAGCUGUUGUGGUGUUGUUAAGUACUCUGCAUCAAGAAAAGAAAAUGAAACUUUUCCUAGUCCUCCAAUGAGCUAUCCAUCUGAGAGUUUUCUCAGCUUCUGUCACAAUUGCAAGAAGAAUCUUGGAAUAGGGAAAGACAUUUACAUGUACAGAGGUGAGAAGGCAUUUUGCAGCAGUGAUUGCAGAUACAAAGAAAUGAUGUUGGAAGAAGGAAUGGAUAAAUCAGAGACUGAUGAUAAUGUAUUUGGUAUUAUUUCCUAAUAAUAAUAAUAGUAAUAAUAAUAAUUGAUGAGUGAUAGCAAGUUUUGUCCUAGUAAGCAACUUGCAAGGUGUUAAAAGACUAUUUGCAGAUUCAAAAACUGUUUUUUGUAAAUUGGAUAAUUGAAUCUGUUUU
Solanum stenotomum is the source of this 1086-nucleotide messenger RNA. Its product is annotated as FCS-Like Zinc finger 8. NCBI's taxonomy places the organism in Eukaryota, Viridiplantae, Streptophyta, Magnoliopsida, Solanales, Solanaceae. The transcript is spliced from 2 exons. The coding region runs from base 48 to 953 and encodes 301 amino acids. The record is from RefSeq and is a predicted model, not a curated record.